UUUAACAUUUCGUAAGAGGAGAUAUAGUGAACGAUUUAAAACUUUGUGAAACAAUAACACUAAGGAUUGCUACAGGUAAAGCAUGGCUGUCUCUGGAAGGAAAGCAUCAACACAAGUUCCAUCAUCAAUAUACAAGGCAUCUGAAGAAGAGCUUGAAGUUUACUGCCAGCCUUGUGAAAAGGAAGAAACUAGACUCCCUGCCCGCGGUUACUGCACUAAUGGUAGGGAAAACCUUUGCAAGACAUGUUUUACAGUGCACAAAAAACACGAACUGACCAGACACCAUAUACUUCAAGAUGCAUCAAGUAUUCCUACAUCAUUGCAGCAACCCUCAACAUCCACCAAUACAGGUCAGUCUAAUGAUCAGACCAUAACAUGUUUAAAGCAUCAAAAAGAAAUUAUUGGGUUCUACUGUCAUAACCAUGAAAAAAUACUUUGCAUGGUUUGUUUUACUCUUGAACACCACACUGCUUCCUGCAAAGUUGACUUUAUAUCCGAUAUUUCUGGCAAUACAAUAGACAGCAAACACUAUCAAGCUGUCACAAAAGAAAUAAAUAAUACUUUGAACCAAUUUCAAUUCAUAGUAGAGGACGUUAAGAAAACAACCCACAAUUCCAAAAGAUCGAUUGAAGAUGCUUUGGCAGACAUUAAAACUUUUCGGGAGCAGAUCAACCAAAGACUAGAUAAACUGGAGAGUCAAGCUGAAAGGAUUAAACAAAAAAGAAAGAAACAUUUGAAUGAAGUAGAAACAACAAGUGAAGAUGUAACCAAGUCUCUUAUGGAAACAUCAGAAAAAAUUAAACAAUUCAAUAAAUCUAAGCAAGCUGAUAACCUCUUCAUCGAACUCAAACUUGCUGAACAAGUAUUGAACGAUGUCAAGGAAAAAUCACUACAAAUCUUAUCAUAUAAUGUCAAAAAAUACAGAUUUAAACCGAAUGGAGAAAUACUCAAUCAGCUAAAAGCAAAAAAGUCUUUGGGUGCAAUCCAACAGAAAACAGUAAAUACAGAAACUAAAUUUGAACAAAUAUAUGAGGGCCUUGAUGGUCCUGAAACUCACCAUGACAAGGAAAAAAAAAUAUUGUAAACUAUAAACAAAUGCAGAUAAAAAUCUAAAUCUUAAACUGAUAUCACAAAGUUCAUAUUUGUAUCUGAAAUAGUGCAUGUGUAAAAACAUAGCUGGUUGUUAUUGCUUAGGGAAAAAAACAGUUACAAAAGAUGUGUACAUACCAAGGAAAAUCAAUGAACCCCUGGGGACCAAUUUUGACCCCAGUGCUUUUAUUUGAACAAGCUUGGUAGCACUCACUAGAAGAUGUUUCAUGCUAAAUAUCUAAGCUCCAGCCUCUUUACCUUUUUUAAAAGAAGAUUAUUUAAGUUUUUACAUUAUACAUAUUAUGAAAAAUCAAUAACUCCCUUGGAUAGGCCAACUUUGACCCCAGGAUAUUUAUUUGAAAAAACUUGGUAGACGCCCAUUGGAAGGUUUUUCAUGCU
Molecule: messenger RNA, 1488 nt
Organism: Ruditapes philippinarum (Manila clam)
Lineage: Eukaryota; Metazoa; Mollusca; Bivalvia; Venerida; Veneridae
Product: transcription intermediary factor 1-alpha-like
Exons: 2
Coding region: 83-1084 (333 amino acids)
Molecular function (GO): zinc ion binding
Source: RefSeq, a predicted model, not a curated record